GGUAAUAGGGGAACCUUGCUUUCUGACAAGGCAAGAGGAGGACUUGGUAAGAGAACUGAUACGUGAAAAACAUGGGGCAUAUGUCUUCAACGAUGAUCAACGUGGGAGGCUGGAUGUAGACAAGAUAGAAAUGAUCCGUAUUCAUACUGUACCUCAUGAGCCAUGGAAUGUCCGAGGAGCUAAGUAUCCCAACCCUGAGGAUCGCAGAAGGGUGGUAGAGUACCUAGAUGGAAAGAUCCGCACGGAUGUGGCAGGGUACUCCAGUGGACCAUAUGCCUCUCCCUGGUUCUGUUUUGUAAAACCAAAUGAAGUUCUUAGAUGGGUGCAAGACCUCCAACGACUAAACGAGGUAACUGUAAGGGAUGCAGGAGGUUUGCCCAAUGCUGACCAGUUGUCAGAAGCUUGUGCAGGUAGGUCGAUUGUCUCCCUCAUCGACCUCUACUCUGGAUAUGAUCAGUUUCCAGUCUAUCCGGCAGACCGUCCCAUCACGACGAUGCACACGCCAAGAGGAUUAGUUCAUAUGAAUGUUGCGCCACAAGGAUGGACCAAUGUUGUGGCUAUGGUGCAACGGAGCAUGAUCAGGGUUAUGCAGCCAAUAACCCCUCAGAUCACCGAGCCAUACAUAGAUGAUCUUGCAGUUAAGGGCGCGAUUGAGAAGGAUGAGUCAGAAGUGGCUCCAGGGGUGAGAAGGCGUGAGCCUUGGAAAGAAGAGACCAUGGCGCAGAAAGGAGCAGUGGCAGGGACCUUUGGACCUGCCUUGAGAAAGGGAGGGCAGAGGGGGGAACAGAGAAUCUCAAGGAACCUGGAGGAGUUGCCCAUUUACAGGUCUGGAGACAGCCUGCGACUUUUCCUGCGAGACCUUGAGGAGUACGCAUUAAGGAGAGAAUGGGGUGACAGAGAAAGGAUAACGAAUGUGAGAGGAGCAGGAAUGUACAAGAAGAGGAUUGAAGGAGUGGUGGCAGGUUGCACAAGGUGGAGGGUAUGCAAGGCCAGGCAAGACCAGAUAAGAAAGGAAAGGCUGCAAAAGAAGGGGCUAUGGAUUGGAAGAGAGGUGACUGAGUCACAGGGGAAGGAGGAAGAAAUUGAAGAAGAGGAUAAUGUACCUCUGAAGAAGUUGAAGGACAAGGCGAGGGUCUCCCCCAAGAGCAGCAGCAAGGAAUCUGAGCAGGCUGAGGGAGAUGAACAGGAAGAGGAGGAGGCAGCAGAGGAGAGGAAAAGAAGCAUGGGGGCGAGUAUGGUACCAAGGAAGAAGAAACUUGGAAAGAAAAGGGCAAUUGAGAGUGGAAGGAAAGAGGUACAAGAAAGGGUGAGUGAAAAAGGGGAAGGAGUAGAAGAAGAUGAAGAGGGAAAGAAGGUCCAGGGAGGAGGCAAGGCUCCCAAAGUCAAGAGAACUAAGGAAAAGAGGCCGAUUGGGGACAAGGAAGAGACAAGUGGGAUAGGAAAGAAGGAAGAUGAGAAGGAUGGCCAGAUGGAGAAGUUGAUGAGAGAUAUGAAAGAAAUGAGGAAAAAAGUGAGAGAAUUGAAGAAAGAGAGGGAGAAAUUGCAAAAAGAAAUGAGUCAAUUGAGGGUCACCCUGAAUGUGCGGAGCAGAGAACUGGAAGACGAAGUGGCCACAAGAGGUAAGAUGAAAAUAAGGGUGGAUGGUCUGGUUUCUGAGGUCAUUGUGCUAGGGCAGGACUUGGACAAUGAAAUCUCAGAAAGAAAGAAGUUGGGACAAGAGUGGGAAAAAAGAUGGGAAGAAAUAUUGAGAGGAAUGAAGGAAUUCAGAUUGAGCCAACAGGGGAAAGAGAAGGAAGCCACAGUGAUGGUGGGAAGAAAAGGGGAUGAAGAGAAGGGGGCACAGACUGAGGAGAAGAAAGAAGAGUCUCCUGCACCAGAAAAAGAAGUUAGUAAGAGUGUGGCUAUGCCUCUGCCAGGAUAGGGUAAAAGGCAAAGGGAAUCCCAGUUGACUCACCAAAGGUGGCUGAGGAUCAGACUGAGACUUCAAUCCAGCCAGACAUAAAGAGAAUCAAGCCCAUCAUGGUUGGGCAAAGGUGUUUCUUCUGCACUCAGGAAGGGCACCUCAGGAAUGAGUGUUCCAUUCUAGCAGUUUAUACCAAGGAAGGAAAAGCCAAAUAUGAUAGUCAUAAGAGAUUGGUGGCCGACACAGGGCAGACCAUUCCCAGAAUACCUGAGGGGUAGCACUUCACAGGAUACUGGGACUGCUAGUUGAUUUCUAGGUAGGAACAUGUAGAUGUUUUAAGUAAACUAUGACUUGAAUU
Messenger RNA from Chara braunii, 2261 nucleotides. NCBI's taxonomy places the organism in Eukaryota, Viridiplantae, Streptophyta, Charophyceae, Charales, Characeae. The record is from the annotation of a GenBank genome assembly.